Neurospora hispaniola is the source of this 1179-nucleotide messenger RNA. RefSeq names its product P-loop containing nucleoside triphosphate hydrolase protein. Gene Ontology annotation, molecular function: ATP binding; ATP hydrolysis activity. The transcript is spliced from 6 exons. NCBI's taxonomy places the organism in Eukaryota, Fungi, Ascomycota, Sordariomycetes, Sordariales, Sordariaceae. The record is from RefSeq and is a predicted model, not a curated record. Bases 1 to 1179 code for a protein of 392 amino acids.
AUGAAGGAAAAGAAUCAGCGACGGGAGCCCUGGAAGGACUUACAGCUACCCGACGGCCAUAAGCGCUUGGUACAGUCCCUCACUGAGUCUCACUCCGACCACAGGGGACCCCACAGCUUGCAUUUUGAUCUUGUAAGAGCCAAGGGAAAGGGACUCACGAUCCUCUUACAUGGAGUGCCCGGCGUGGGAAAGACAUCAACAGCUCAAUGCGCUGCCGAAGCAAAUAAUCGACCCCUGCUUCCCAUCACUUGCGGUGACCUUGGUACUUCUCCACGAGAAGUUGAACAGAAGCUAGAACAGGCAUUCCAGCUUGCCCAGCUAUGGAACUGUGUUCUCCUUCUUGACGAGGCCGACGUAUUCUUGGCUCAGAGGAUAGCGCAGGACAUUGCUCGAAACGCUUUGGUCUCUGUUUUUCUCCGGGUUCUCGAAUAUUAUGAGGGAAUCCUCUUCCUGACCACCAACCGGGUUGGUGUGUUUGACGAGGCCUUCAAGUCGCGCAUCCACUUGCCGCUGUACUUUCCACCGCUAGAGUGGAAGUAUGCCGGGAAGAUUUGGAAGACCCAUCUUCGUAAGCUCGUCGAUAGCAAUUUGGUCGACGUGGACGUUGAGGAUAUUCUCUCCUACGCCGAGACAUUGUUCGAGAAACAAAGCGCCGUGAACUCCAAGAUCGGCCCGGUCUGGAAUGGCCGCCAGAUCCGAAACGCCUUUCAGAGCGUCGUCGCGCUUGCAGGAUACAAGUCCACCGGGGGCAGGAUCAAGAUUGAGAGAGAGCAUUUUGAUCGCGUGGCCAAGGUAUCCAACGAGUUCAACCACUAUCUCUGGAGCAUCAAGUCCGAGACCGACUCAGCCAAGGCCGAGAGGUCAGGCUACCGCAUCGAUAAAUACCGCGUCGACGAAACCAUACACCUGCAAACGGGGCAACAGCCAUCACAACAUCAAAACUUUGGCGGUAUGGUGUUCGGGCAGAUGAAGCCGUCGCCGAACGCAGCUCCCAACCUCCAGCAAGCCCAUGCAACCACAUUUCCCACAAUGCUUGGAGCGCAGGGGUCACCGAUGGGAUAUGCCGCCAUGAAUCCGUCCCAGCAAUACGGAGCUAACUUUGGUGGGCAACCACCACAGGGCAACUUGCGACCCCCGGCCAACUUUGCGCCGCAGGACGACUCUGGAAAGCGGAAGUAA